This is a messenger RNA of Paramecium sonneborni, 1008 nucleotides long. NCBI's taxonomy places the organism in Eukaryota, Ciliophora, Oligohymenophorea, Peniculida, Parameciidae. The record is from the annotation of a GenBank genome assembly.
AUGAAGAAAUUUAAGCUUUAUUGUUUACUUUUCUUAAUAUUCUGCAAGUUCAAAAAUAAAUUAUUAAGAUGGUUUGUAUUUAAACCUAUUAAUCUUACCUAUCGAUUUAGAGAAUAUGAUCAAUAAAAUUCAAUCUAGUUAGAAUUUUCAGUUUAAAGUGAAUAAUUUUCAAUUAAUUUUGUUAAGCCUCGAAGCAUUAGUUUAGAAGAUAAAUUAUUAAGUAAUAAAUAGUCCCUAAGAAAAAUUCCUUAUCCUAAACACUCCUCUUAUUUUAUUUAAUUAAUAUAGAAUGUAAAUAAAGAAUGGCCUUCUAAUUUAGAAAUAGAAGGUUAAUACUUAGAAGGAAAUAAGGGAAGAUUAGCAAUAGUGAUGAUAAAGCCAUUGAAUUAUGAAACAAAUAUGGUUUUGAUACAUUCUCAUUCAAACCAUUUAGAUAUUGGAUGUUGUAUGGAGGAAUACAUUGAUUUUUGUAAUAAUUUGAAAGUAAUGGUUAUUGGGUAUGAUUAUCCUGGCUAUGGACUAAGUGAAGGAGAUACAUCUCAAGAUAGUAUUUUUAAUGCUAUUGAUUGUGUUUAUCAUUUUGCCUUGUCUCUUGGUUUUUAGAAUUAUUAAAUAAUUUUAUAUGGAUAAUCUUUAGGAACAAGUCCUUCAUUAUAUUUAGUAUAUUGAUUGAUAAUAUAGGCAAGUUAAGUCUAAAUUGGAGGUGUUAUACUAAAAUCCAGUUUUAAAUCUAUUUUGAAUAUUGUUUCAGAUCAUAACGAAUUUUACAAAGAUGAUAUCUUUAGAAAUUAUGAAUUGAUUGAAUAGGUUGAGUGUCCUUUAUUGAUUGUUCAUGGAUAAUUAGACGAUAUGGUUAAUAUUGGUUAGGUUAGGGAAAUGAGCAAAAAAGCAAACAACUUAAUUGAGUUUUAUGUUAUUAAAGAUGGUCACCAUAAUGACUUUGGAUCUCAUCUUUAAGAAUUUUAUGAGAAAAUAUAAAAUUUUAUUAAUAUAUUAUAAACACUUUGA